Brassica oleracea var. oleracea is the source of this 1137-nucleotide messenger RNA. RefSeq names its product F-box protein At3g17710-like. Gene Ontology annotation, molecular function: protein binding. NCBI's taxonomy places the organism in Eukaryota, Viridiplantae, Streptophyta, Magnoliopsida, Brassicales, Brassicaceae. The transcript has a single exon. The coding region runs from base 1 to 1137 and encodes 378 amino acids. The record is from RefSeq and is a predicted model, not a curated record.
AUGACAACGAUAAAGCUUCCGUGGGAUAUGGAGGUAGAGUUACUCACUUGGCUUCCACCUCGAUCUCUUGUUCGGUUCCGAGCCGUGUGCAAAAAAUGGAACUCUCUUCUCAAUGACAAGAGUUUUCUCAACCAGCACUCGUCUAGAUCUCGUCCCCAGUUCAUUUUCUUAACUAAAUCGAAGACUUACUCGAUUGACGUUGACCUCGGCGGCGCAGGAGUUGGUCCAACGAUAAAGAUGUGUGAGGUAGCAUCUGAUUUUCCUUGUCAACCUAUGAAUUGGGAAAAUAUUAAUGUCGCAUCUUGCGACGGAUUACUGUUUCGUGAAUUUUUGAGGAAAGGCGUGGCUGUCUGGAAUCCUUGGUGUAAACAUAUGGGGUUGAUAGAGUUCAAGGAAAAAGAUUUUUAUUUUGGAGGGGUAGGAUACGAUAGUAAUAGACCCGAAAAAGGUUACCAGAUCUUGGGUUAUUUUUGUAGAGUCGACGACACUUGCAAAAAAGGUUACGAUAAAUUUGCGGUUUACGAGUGUGCUGCUAAGACGUUUAAAUUUAUUGACUCUCCUUUCAGGAAGUGGUCUCUGUGGUCCGCCAUCACUGAGGCGGCUGCCCCUUUGUCUUUGAAGGGAAAUUUGUUUUGGAUUGGUUACUGUGACGAGAUACGUGAAAGUACCAUCCAAAGCUUUAGUUUUUCCAGGGGUAUAUUCAUCAAAAAGUUUUGCAUGCUGCCUUGUGAGAAAGUUUUUUAUGUCAAUAAACUUGUCCUAGCUAUUUAUAAGGGAGAUCGGUUAUCGUUGCUAAAUCAACGCUACGCAACAGGAAAGAUUGAGAUUUGGGUGACAAAGGAUAAGAUUGAUGAUAGAGCGCAAGUGGUGUGGGAAAACUUGAUGAAUUUGUCAACAACUAACUUACCAAGGCUAAAAGGUGAAUAUUAUGGCGUUAGGUAUUUUAUUAUUGACAAAACCAUAAUCAUGUGUUACGGCAACAGUCAAACUGGAGCUGCUUGCAUCUACAUUGUGAGGGGAGAUAUGCUCAAGAAGAUUCCAAUAAACUAUGGGAAUGUUCUUAAGUUUUACCACCGUGUCUAUUUUCCAAAUUUGAUCCGGCUUCCUUUAGAAUUCAGACGAUCGCUGGAAAUUUAA